Brachypodium distachyon (stiff brome) is the source of this 1176-nucleotide messenger RNA. RefSeq lists its product as uncharacterized. NCBI's taxonomy places the organism in Eukaryota, Viridiplantae, Streptophyta, Magnoliopsida, Poales, Poaceae. Bases 252 to 803 code for a protein of 183 amino acids. The transcript has 5 exons. The record is from RefSeq and is a predicted model, not a curated record.
GACACCGUACUGUGACCAUCAUAUCUUCUCUCCACACGCUCAUCAAGCGCAGAGCGAGGAAUCUUUGGCCCCUCAACAACAAAAAGAGCAAAGUGCCGGCUCUUUCCCUCCGGUUCCUCGUUUUGGUAGUAUUCCCCCCUCAAUUCAAUUCUCCUCCUCCUUCUCCAAGGAACAAGGCGUAAACUCGGAUACAACAAAAGAGAAGGAACAAGAAGCACUUCGUACACGCCGAAGGCGAACGUCACCGAGGCAUGGGGGACGCCACCUCCAACCAUCCCGUUCUUGCACCAGCAAGUGGUCUGGGGCAAUCGAACUCAGACGCCGGCGGGUUCAUCGCCCUCGACGUCGGCGCCCUGUCGUCGCUCGCCGGCGACGGCCCGGACACGACGACGACAGCGGCAGCGGCGGCGACUCCGCGGACACCGAGAGUGGUGCGGUCGCUCUCGAGGAAGGGGUCAGAACGGAAGCAGGCCGACGGCGAUACCAAUGGCACUGCAGGAGGUGGCGGCGGCGCAGGGACAGGCAGCGAGAGGCCCCCGCUGUCCCCGCUCUUCGUCCACGUGGCAGCCGCCGACGAUGGGCUCCGGCUCGCGCACACGCCGGGGGCCGUCGGCACGCCGGGAGGCAAGUCCCGGCGGCUCGGGCGGCGACCGGCGCCGUGGCUCGAUCCCCGGAGGGUGGUCUUCCUCUUCGCUACGCUGUCCAGCGUGGGAACGUUGAUCCUGCUCUACUUCACCCUUUCCAUGAGCAAGAUGGACAGCGCUGGAAGCGGCACGGGCGCUGCUGACAGCGAUGCGCGGUGAAACACCGGCCUUGGAGCCCAAAGAGAUUUUCGUGUGCAGCGGAGAGUUUUGAACCUACAAUUUGCAGAGAUUGUGAUUGGAGGGACUGAUAUUACCCGUAUUCCGGCACAAAAUGGGUGGUCAUAUGAAAAGGAUACAUAGUAAAUCGCAGAGAAGAGAUUAGGCUCGUUGGGGGUCUGAUGGAGAAGUUUGUGAUGUAUGUCCUCUCUUUCCUGUGCUGGUUUUUUCUGUUUCUCUUUCCUGUGAUGGAGAAGAGAUUACCCUUAUUUUUUCUCUGGCAGCUGAAAAGAAUACAUGUCGCUUUGGAGCGAUGAUACUAGAUUUUUCUUCCUUACAGAUAUAGCAAUAUAAUCAUACAAAAAUUACACACUCA